Messenger RNA from Cladocopium goreaui, 591 nucleotides. The record is from the annotation of a GenBank genome assembly. Lineage: Eukaryota; Dinophyceae; Suessiales; Symbiodiniaceae.
GCAAUGGGCAAUGCUGCAAGAAACGAAAAACGGCACUGACACAAGUCUGCAACAUGCGGAAGCCUACGUGAAGAUUAUGGUGAAGUCGAUUUGCUUCUUGAAGUUUGGCAGCGAGGCCCCGGAACCACAAGCGACGUUGCAGCUCCAAGCAGAGACCUCUUGCGUUCUGGGACCAGGGAUUCACGACCUGGCCCACCCUGGCCCACCCUGCCAUUUCCAAAUUGCAAUGUUUCUGGAGAGGCAGUGUGGCGCCAAGCUUUUGGCUGGCAUUGUACUUUCAGUGACAUCACGUGAGUCUUGGAGAGCACACGAGUUUCGCCUUCAGCUUCUCCUUGAAGGAACACUGCGCUUGGCUUCUGUCAUACGAACAUCGCCCGUGUCAGCUUGGCUGUUGCUUUCAGCAGGUGUCGUUUUGUCCUUUUGGGAGAUGGCACUUUUUGUGGCACUUGGAUUCCGCGUGGGUUGCGGCAACUUGAGCCCACGUGCGGUCAGUUUCGCGCACCGACGGCACGAAGGCCUCCGUGGCGAAGCGCACGAUGAGCUCCAUGGCGUAGGCGACCAUCAUCAGAGAUCGAGACAUGGCGAGUCAAG